AUUGUGAAUCAAACCCGUCCGUUGUACUUAAACAAAUGUUGAUGUAAGAUCAUACAUAAGCUCGCUAUCAUUUCUGCAGUCUGCUUAUAGCUAAGGAUUACAAGAGACGCCCAGCCCCCAAAUAUACAAACAAUAUUCGCUCCCUACGGCUCCCAGUAUUUGCAAACGCAGACGAGAAGCCCGCACGUGUCCCCGGGCCCGAAGAGACAAAGGUGUGAUUCCGCAAAGUUUUUCCCAUAAGGAGCAUUUUCUGGAGGCUGUCUUGUUCAGUUUCAAACUCGACACAAGAAUCGUUGUCAAACCAUUGAGAGACAAGUUUUGCUCCUAGCGCCUGCACAUAACCGCAUCUAGAUGAACGUUCCUUGCGCCGAACCCUCCGCUAUAUCCCAGGGUUUAACUUUUAUCCAUUGAUUGGCCGUUUCAGUUCACCUCAAGGAACGGUUAGCAAGAGCUGUGAAGAGUUACUUGAGGGAGAAAGAAAAAGAUGUCAUUUUUGGCCAUCGAGUCCAAUUCCCCGUGGCAGGAUCGUCGGGAUGUCAGCAGUCAUGGCGGUUUGGGACAGUUGGUUAGCAGUGUGUCAACCGCUGGUUCGUUUCCACCAGCCCCUCGACUUUCUCAUACCCCGACAUCAGAUUUCCAGCCACCAUAUUUCCCCCCUCCCUACAACCUUCCAUCCCAACAAACAAUGGACUUUCAUCACCCUCACUUCAAUGCGGACUCAUAUUCACAUCUGAGUAACUUUCAUCAACAAUCACAACAGCAUUAUCAUCAGCUUCAUCCCCCGGAGCGAAAUGUGCUGCGCUACAAAGAAGAACCUCUUCAUAAUAUGCACCCUGGACUAACGCCACCUCACUCAGACUAUGGCGGGAUCCGCCGCCCAGAUAUUCUUAUGUCCGGGGGACACCCAUUAGGUUUUGGUGAUCAGAAUACAAAUUUGUUAAAUAUUCACCCCUCAGCAGGAUUGCCGGGAAUUGAAGAAGGGAUCCACCAGGGAGCAAUAGAUGAGUCCGGUAACUACAUUACUAGUGACCACAAUGGAGUCAUAAGGAAGGGUAUCAGACCAAAAAAUGACAACAGUAAAGAUUUGGUGAUUUCAGGGAUCACCUCGCCGGGAGAUGUGUUCUGUUCCGUACCCGGACGUCUGUCCCUCCUCAGCAGUACCUCAAAGUACAAAGUAACAGUCGCAGAGGUACAGAGACGAUUGUCGCCACCGGAAUGCCUCAACGCUUCACUACUGGGCGGAGUACUCCGAAGAGCAAAAUCCAAAAAUGGUGGACGAUCACUAAGAGACAAAUUGGACAAAAUAGGACUGAGUCUCCCUGCAGGCCGCAGAAAGGCUGCUAACGUCACCCUGCUGACAUCACUAGUGGAAGGUGAGGCAGUUCGUCUUGCUCGAGAUUAUGGCUACCUUUGUGAGACAGAGUUCCCUGCUCGUCAGUGUGCUGAAUACAACGCGAGACAGUAUAGCAGUGACCCAGCGGACCAGAUGGCCCGCAAAAACAUGAUCUUAGCCACAAAACAAAUCCUUAAGGAGUUCAUGGACUUGUUGAACCAAGACCGUUCACCACUCGGCAACACUAGACCACAACCCAUUCUGGAACCUGGCAUCCAGAGACAUUUGACUCACUUUAGUUUAAUUACACAUGGUUUUGGGUCGCCAGCCGUGGUUGCCUCUCUGACAGCCGUGCAGGCCUAUCUUAAUGAAAUGUUGAAAAUAUUGGACAAAUCUUACUCGACAGGAAACGCCCAGGUGCAAGGCCAGCAGAUGGACAAUGGGGUAAAACCUAAACUUCCCGAUAAAGAUGAAAACCGACGAGAGUGAUUGUCUUGUGUUUGCAAGCGGAAGAGCACAGUGGACGGACGCAGUCUAUAUCAAAAGUGCUGGCUGAUUCCUAUUUCUGAUAGUAAAAUCAGUUUUACAUGACUAGAAGCUGUCCCAUUGGUCAUGGUUUUCUGGAGAACCAAUGAGAUGAACAUUUUGUUCAAAAUUUCAGGGUCGUUAUUUCAUAUACCUAUAGAUUCAGAUUCUGAUGAUGUGAAAUCCACCUGUCUUUCUUAGAUAUAAAGGAAAUGUUCUCCAGGCUAUAAAUUUUCUGAACAUCUCCAGAGUUGUGACGCAAAAAAGGAAGAACACAAAUCCAGUUGAUUUAUUACUCCUGGAUUUGUCACGUGCUAUUUCGAUAGAACUUUUUUUAAAUGUCAGAUCACAAUUCACUGACUUAACCAUUCUUGAGAAUAGAAAUAUAACAUUUUCAAUGAAAAUGGGUUUUUUAAUAAUGACUUUCUGCAACUGUCAAAACUGGUUUGUGGCAGAUUUGGAACAGUUGUUGCAAUACUAUAGUGUUCUUUGUUUUGUUUACUAAGCAUUAUCGGUUAUGAUUGAGCAUUACAUUUUUGUUUGGUCUAGUCUUUUUUCCCUUUUUGUUCAAAAUGUAUUUUUCACAAUAAGUAUGUUUAUAUAUAUAACAUAUAACAUGAUACUGAUGCUAGAUUUUGUGUACAGAAUAUGAGGAAAUACUCGUUAUUAAAAGAGAAGUUUAUAUGUUAAUUCCAGACGAUAUCUACGUCAUUUUUGCAUUCCUUACCGCCAUUGUCUUGUGAUCAGAAUUUUGUGUGAAUAAGGAACAUAUUCAUGUGUAGCCAUGUGUGAAUGUGUGUGAAUGUUGAAAUUUUCCACUUUUGAGUACAUAUAAAGAAUAUAAUAUUGUACACGCGGUCAAGGAAAUCAUGAAAUUAAAUUAAAAUACACAAAACUACAA
This is a messenger RNA of Ostrea edulis (European flat oyster), 2759 nucleotides long. RefSeq names its product transcription factor AP-2-epsilon-like. The transcript has 8 exons. Gene Ontology annotation, biological process: anatomical structure development; regulation of transcription by RNA polymerase II; regulation of cell population proliferation. The record is from RefSeq and is a predicted model, not a curated record. Bases 485 to 1822 code for a protein of 445 amino acids. Gene Ontology annotation, molecular function: RNA polymerase II transcription regulatory region sequence-specific DNA binding; DNA-binding transcription factor activity, RNA polymerase II-specific. Gene Ontology annotation, cellular component: nucleus. Lineage: Eukaryota; Metazoa; Mollusca; Bivalvia; Ostreida; Ostreidae.